AUGGCUGCCCCCACAGCAUGCGGAUCAGAUCAGAAUCGGCCCUGUAAAGGUUGCUGGGUAUGGUUCAAUGCUCUCUGUUCCUGUCUCAAGUCUCCCGGAAGCUGCAGCACCAGCAAGGCCAAUCCUCCUUAUUGGGUUCUGGUGAAUCCCACCUUGAUUACUUCAAGUGUCCUGGUUCCAGACUUUCGCGACGUGCAGAAGAAUCAUGCUACCCUUCGCGAUGCUGUAUGGGACUUUGGGCAGACGGUAUCGGUUCCACGCCUGGAAGCUUUAGCUACUAACACUGCACACUCCAAGACACAGGAUCCAGUCCAUAUGCACGCAUGCCCGGUUAAUCCCGCAGUAAACGCAAAAGAAGGAAAAAUGGCCACUCCCGACCAACUCUAUCACGUCCUGUUCGUGACGUCCCAUUUACAAAAAGACCCCAAUGGGAAAUUCCAAAAACUCCGCAUCACCGGCACAUACGUCUCAUUGGAGUCCGCAAAGAAGGCUGCGCAUCAAUGCCUCUUUGACGCCGGCUACGAACUCGAAUGGUUCAAAAAAUACGAGAUUGGCGACAGCGAAAACGUGAACGGUCAAGUCGUCCAUGCCGUGGCUCCGGCCGGGUCUACAUACCGUGUUCGCGUCCUUACCACCCCCAACACCAUCAACAAGCCUCUUCCCAACCAUGAAGACGGCAGAAUCGCGGCAGAUUUGUAUUAUGUCGUUCAGAUCAAGUCCGGAUUGGAAGACGAAGAAAGUCGGGAUAUCAACAUAGAAGGGGUGUUUACUUCGUAUUCCGAGGCGCGCGAGUCUGCGCUUCGAGUGCUUUUGGACGCCGGAGAUGGAGUGUCAAAGGAUAGUUUUGCCGCUUACGAUGAAGCCGGUCCUGGUCAGGCGGACUGUGGGUAUGGAGAUAAUAUCAUUGUGCAUGCUGUGGGAAAUAACGGCGAGAAUUUCCUGGUUAGUGUGGUCAAGGGUCAGGUAUUGGAAAGUGUACGUCUAGCAGAAGCGUCAUUUUAA
Talaromyces stipitatus ATCC 10500 is the source of this 1002-nucleotide messenger RNA. RefSeq lists its product as uncharacterized. The coding region runs from base 1 to 1002 and encodes 333 amino acids. The record is from RefSeq and is a predicted model, not a curated record. Lineage: Eukaryota; Fungi; Ascomycota; Eurotiomycetes; Eurotiales; Trichocomaceae. The transcript has 2 exons.